Molecule: messenger RNA, 987 nt
Organism: Rotaria sp. Silwood1
Lineage: Eukaryota; Metazoa; Rotifera; Eurotatoria; Philodinida; Philodinidae
Source: the annotation of a GenBank genome assembly
AUGCCUAAUUUAUUUGAAUGUUCCUGUUUAGGAUGGUCAACUACCGGCAGUUUGAAUACGGCUCGAUACCUGCACACAGCAUCUGUAUUGCCAAACGGAAAAGUCUUAAUUGCUGGUGGAGAUAAUGGGGCCACUUUGAGUGGUGCAGAAGUGUACGAUCCAUCAACAGGACUUUGGACGAAUACUGGAAGCAUGAAUAAUGCACGAAUCUGGCACACGGAAUCCACAUUGCUAAAUGGGAAAGUAUUAGUUGCUGGUGGAUAUGGCAUGAGAAGUGCGGAACUGUACGAUUCAUCAACAGGACUUUGGACAAAUACUGGAAGCAUGAAUACUUCACGAUACGGACAUACAGCAUCCACAUUGUCAAAUGGGAAAGUUUUAGCUGCUGGUGGAUAUACGAUAAGUAGUGCAGAACUGUACGAUCCAUCAACAGGACUUUGGACAAAUACUGGAAGAAUGAAUACUGCACGAUACGGACAUACAGCAUCCAUAUUGCCAAAUGGAAAAGUUUUAGUUGCUGGUGGAUAUACGGAAACAUCUUAUUUGAAUAGUGCAGAAGUGUACGAUCCAUCAACAGAACUUUGGACAUAUACUGGCAAUUUCAGCAUUGCACGAGAGGGACACACUGCAACCAUAUUGUCAAAUGGAAAAGUCUUAGUUGCUGGUGGAAACGAUAAGGAUGGUCGUACUUUGAGUAGCGCACAAGUGUACGAUCCAUUAAGAGGAAUCUGGGAAAAUACACGCAACAUGAGUAUUACACGAUCAUAUCACACCGCAUCCACAUUGCCAAAUGGAGCAGUUUUAAUUGUUGGUAGAGCGUACAAUGCAGAAAUCUACGAUCCAUCAACUGGACUCUGGAAAAAUACGAAUAGUAUGAGUACUCUACGAUAUAGUCACACAGCAUCCACAUUGGCAAAUGGAGCAAUCUUAGUUGUUGGUGGAAACUAUGGCGGUUAUGCCAAAAGUAGUGCAGAGUUAUACGGAUGA